Messenger RNA from Dipodomys spectabilis (banner-tailed kangaroo rat), 1344 nucleotides. It is a transcript of the gene Ldhb, whose product is annotated as lactate dehydrogenase B. The record is from RefSeq and is a predicted model, not a curated record. Gene Ontology annotation, biological process: carboxylic acid metabolic process. The transcript is spliced from 8 exons. Bases 120 to 1124 code for a protein of 334 amino acids. Gene Ontology annotation, molecular function: L-lactate dehydrogenase (NAD+) activity. Gene Ontology annotation, cellular component: cytoplasm. NCBI's taxonomy places the organism in Eukaryota, Metazoa, Chordata, Mammalia, Rodentia, Heteromyidae.
GCCGAGCCUGCGCAGGAGAGAGAAGAGGAGGAGGAGGAGGAGGAGGAAGAGAAGCCGAAACCUUCUGCAGACUUGGCUUUCUUCUCCGCAUCCCUGGUCCUGAGGGUUUUCUGAGGAAAAUGGCGACCCUGAAAGAGAAACUCAUCGCCCCGGUGGCCGACGAGGAGCCGCCCGUGCCCAACAACAAGAUCACCGUGGUGGGGGUCGGACAAGUGGGCAUGGCCUGUGCCAUCAGCAUCCUGGGAAAGUCUCUGGCCGACGAGCUCGCCCUGGUGGACGUCCUUGAAGACAAGCUCAAAGGGGAGAUGAUGGACCUGCAGCAUGGCAGUCUCUUUCUCCAGACGUCCAAAAUCGUGGCUGACAAAGAUUAUUCCGUGACGGCCAACUCGAAGAUCGUGGUGGUGACAGCGGGUGUUCGGCAGCAGGAGGGAGAGAGCCGGCUGAACCUGGUGCAGAGAAACGUCAACGUCUUCAAAUUCAUCAUCCCUCAGAUCGUCAAGUACAGCCCGGAAUGUACCAUCAUCGUGGUCUCGAACCCAGUGGACAUUCUCACCUACGUGACCUGGAAGCUAAGCGGUCUGCCCAAGCACCGCGUCAUCGGCAGCGGCUGUAAUCUGGACUCAGCUCGGUUCCGUUACCUCAUGGCUGAAAAGCUUGGCAUCCACCCCAGCAGCUGCCACGGGUGGAUCCUCGGGGAGCACGGGGACUCCAGCGUGGCGGUGUGGAGUGGGGUGAACGUGGCAGGCGUGUCGCUCCAGGAGCUGAACCCGGAAAUGGGCUCGGACAACGACAGCGAGAACUGGAAGGAAGUGCACAAGAUGGUGGUGGAGAGCGCCUAUGAAGUGAUCAAACUGAAAGGCUACACGAACUGGGCCAUCGGCCUGAGCGUGGCCGACCUCAUUGAAUCCAUGCUGAAAAACCUCUCCAGGAUCCACCCGGUGUCCACCAUGGUAAAGGGUAUGUACGGCAUCGAGAACGAAGUCUUCCUGAGUCUCCCGUGUAUCCUCAAUGCCCGGGGCCUGACCAGCGUGAUCAACCAGAAGCUGAAGGACGAGGAGGUAGCGCAGCUGAAGAACAGCGCAGACACGCUGUGGGCCAUCCAGAAAGAUCUCAAAGACCUGUGACCCGCCGCGAGCCGCCCGCAGACACUCACAGACUCCGGGGCGCUGAGAUCCUCAGCCUCCAUCUUUAGCCUCGCCCCCCCCCCCCCCCCCCCCGUCCCCCGAAUCGAGUCUGCCUCCUGCUCUCUCCCUGGGCCACGCUCACAAAGCCCACGUACGCGCGUGGGUCCGUGCUUGUAUUAGGAGCUCGUGAACAAAUAAAAUCAGCCGUUCGGGUGUGUGA